UCGGACUUUUGAAUAGACGGACGAUGCGCCGCUGUUUUUCUUCCGCUCUUCAUCACUUCUCGGGCAGCCAACAUGGCGUUUGCCGUCAGCAUCGCGUCUUUGCUGCAGGCGGACCUGGUAGAAGACGCUGCGUACCGGGAGGACGGCCUCUGUGUUGUCGGUAUUUUCGGGAAGAGCUCCAUGCAGCCCGGCCCGCCCAAGGAGGCUCUCAUCAACAGCCUGGCCGACAAACACAUCUUCUCGCUGUUCGGCGGCCCGGAAGACGGCAGCGAGGCGGACUGCGGCAGCCGCAUCCAGGCUCUGUACAGCCAGGAGAGCCGGGUGCUCUACCUGCUGCUGUCCUCCGUCUGCGACAGCCGCCAGCUGCUGCGGGCCUGCGAGUCCCUGAGCGCCGGGACGGGACACUCCGACGCGCAUGAGUUCUGGAAAGGCCUGGAGAGACAGCACUGCCUCCACCUGCUCUACCUGUUCUCGGUGUGCCACGUCCUCCUCCUGGUCCACCCCAACCAGACCUUCGACGUGACCUACGACCGGCUGUUCAGAGCCCUGGACGCGCUGCGGCAGAAGUCGCUGCCUCUGAUCCGAGCCGCCAUCAAAGACUGCCCGGUGUCCAAGGAGUGGAAGGUGAACUGCCGGCCGUGCCCGCCGCGCCUGCUCUUCGUCUUCCUCAUGAACGGCGUGCUGAAGGUGUCCGCCAACGGGUCCGAGUCCGGAGGAAACCCCGACAAGCCCAAGAAGCACUCCCCCCGCAGGAGGCUGCAGCACGCCCUGGAGGACCAGAUCUACCGCAUCUUCCGGAAGAGCCGCGUCCUGACCAACCAGAGCAGCAACUGCCUGUUCACCGUGCCGGCCAACCAGGCCUUCGUGUACGUGCUGCCGGGCCCGGAGGAGGACCCGGUGAGCGCCCUGCUGGGCCACCUGCGCUCCUACUGCAGCCUCCGCGAGCAGGACGCCAACACGGCCAUAUCAGGGCCCAGGCGCUACCAGCAGAUGCGGCGCUCGGCCCGGCAGCCGCCCUGGAGCGGAGACUCCGGGGGUCUGUCGGUGGGCGGCCAGCCGGUGGACUGCAGCUUGAAGGAGUUCCUGUGGCAGCAUGUGGAGCUGGUGCUCACCAAGAAAGGCUUCGAUGACAGUGUGGGCCGCAACCCGCAGCCCUCGCACUUCGAGCUGCCCACCUACUCCAAGUGGCUGCAGGUGGCCUCCAGGCUCCACCAGGUGAUCAUAAGCAACACGGAGGAAGAGCUGGCCGAGCUGUCGGUGAAGGUCCAGAGCCAGCUGAAGGUUCUGGAGAGCUUCCUCGACGCGGACGCAAAGUUCUCCGAGAACAGAUGCCAGAAGGCUCUGCCGCUGGCCCACAGCGCGUACCAGUCCAGCCUGCCGCACAACUACACCACCACCGUGCACAAGAACCAGCUGGCCCAGGCGCUGCGGGUGUACAGCCAGCACGCCCGGGGGGUGGCCUUCCAGCGCUACGCCCUGCAGCUGCAUGAGGACUGCUACAAGUUCUGGAGUAACGGCCACCAGCUCUGCGAGGAGAGGAGCCUCACCGACCAACACUGUGUGCACAAGUUCCACCUGCUGCCCCAGCCAGGUGAGAAGCCAGAGAUGGAUCGCAAUCCACCCAUACUCAACCACAACAGCAGAGGGCGCUCUACCAGCUCCUGUAACUGUGGGAGGAAGCAGGCUCCUCGCGAGGAUCCGUUUGACAUCCAGGCUGCCAACUACGACUUCUACCAGAUGCUGGAGGAGAAGUGCUGCGGGAAACUGGAGAGGAUCGAGUUUCCGGUGUUCCAGCCUAGCACUCCGGACCCGGCGCCGGCCUGCAACCAAGCUCCGCGGCCCCCCUCUGAGGCCUCGGGGCCUGGGGAGGCGGAGAGGAUGAAGGAGCCCAGCACGGCUCAGAGCCACACCCCCGGAGACAACACCAGCCUCAGCCUGGCCCUCAGCCUGGGCCAGUCCACCGACAGCCUGGGGCCCUACGCGGACGGGGACGGCAGCGAGGCCCAGGUCCAGCACAAAAGGCCCAGCCUGGUGGACCGCCAGCCCUCCACCGUGGAAUACCUCCCCGGCAUGCUGCACUCAGGCUGCCCCAAGGGUCUGCUGCCCAAGUUCUCCAGCUGGUCCCUGGUCAAACUGGGCCCGGCCAAGUCCUACAACUGCCACUCGGGUCUCGAACAGCCGGGCUUCCUCCCCGGGUCCUCGUUCCUCCUCCCGUGGGACUUGCUGAUCCGCUCCCGACCCGAGGAAGAGGCAGGGCUGGUCGAGCCGCUGGACGGAAGUGCCUCGUCGUGGCCCGCCCCCAACAAGGCUCUGGUGGGGAAGCGAGCGAGCACCGGGGGGCUGGGGAGGAGUCGCAGGAGGGACGACGUGGUGCGAGUCUUUGUGGGGUUCGAGUAUGAAGACAGCCGGGGCCGGCGAUUCCUCAGCUCAGGGCCGGAUAAGAUAGUGAAGGUGCUGGGGCCCGGGGGCGCCAAAGAGCCCGCCACCAGAGUGCUGAACACGGACAUGCCACUGUACGUCCCCUCCCCCGCUCCAGGCCGUGGCUUGAAGCCUCAUUUAGCCCAGUUGGCUCGCCUUUUCAUCGUGGUGCCUGAUGCCCCGCUGGAAAUCACCCUCAACCCACAGGUGCAGCCAGGCCCUCCUCCCUGUCCAGUUUUCCACCCGGAGCAGACAGAUGUGGUGCUGCCCCCUGAUGGCCUUUGGGUGCUGCGGUUCCCCUACUCCUAUGUGACAGAGCGGGGCCCUUGUUACCCCCCGAAAGAGAACCAGCCUCUCACCAACUACAAGGUGCUGCGCGGCAUCCUGAGGGCCACCACCGCCACCCCUCCACCACAGUGACACUCACUCUGCUAUGGAGAGAUCUUCACUGUCCUGGAUCCAGUCUCAUGUUUACUGUGAGAGAGCCCAUCAUGAACUGCAUCCUUUUAACAGAGACGUUUGACCCCCCCUUCACAUUAAAGCUGCAGGCAGUGUAUGUACGUAAGACGUUUGGCAGAAAACCAGCAGCGGUGUGGAUAUCGACCCAGGACAGAAACAAGAGGCAGCUGUUUUUUUUGCAGACAUGAGUCACAGAGGCAGAGAGAGACAUUAGCAAACUGUCGUAGCCUUAACCAGUCUGUGAUGCUUAGCGCCGGAGGUGAGACAAGAGAUCUAAUGUUGGUGUGUCCGGCUUUCUCUGGACCAACAAGCUCUCACUGCUGUUUGGACACACGGUUGGAUUUCACUCUUAAGCAUACAGCAUACAGUAUGUGAAGUAAUUACAGACAACUAGCAUUAUUAUUAUUAUUAUUAUUUUGGUGAAAACAUAAGAACUUGCAGCUCUCAGGCUGGGUGGUUAGUUAAGUUUUAUGAUGCAUCUAAAUCCACCAGGAUUAUCGAGGAGACUGGUAAAAAUAAAGAAAAAAUGCAGUCCUUUAUUAUUAUUUUCAGUUCAGUUCAGUUAUUUUCAGUGGCAGAUCCUUCUUCCUGCAUGGAUGUGUCGUUUACAUCAAAGAUGAAGCACUUUCCUUUAAAAUGGACUUUGCUAGUGAUGAAGAUUGAGAUUUUAUUUCCAAAAAUUAGGAAUCUACCACAGAAUAAAAAGUAACCAAUUUUGGAUUACUCACAGGUCUGUUUUCUUCACUUACUGUUAUAUAAGCUCUAACUGGGAUUCUUACCCAUGUAGUUGUAUUUGUUGCUGUGUGAGUGUGAUCCAUCCACCCCCUCCCUGUCAUGCGAGAGAGCGCUUAACCACAUGUGUGCUGCUCCAAAAUGAAUGAAACAGGCAGAGACCAGAGAGAACAGCAUGAUUUUUAGUGGCAAAACAAAGUUGAAAAAUACUUUUGGAAAAAUGCAUAACAACACACUUUGGAUUUGGCUUCACUUUCAGCGCUCUUCUCAGCCAGCCGGUUUCCAGAAUGGCUGUUUUUCAGCUUUGCAUCGCCGCUCAGAAUUGUGUCGUUUCCCCGUCUGAGUCGACUUCACUCGUUUUGAAGCGACACACUCCAGGUGAAGCUCCCGCCCUCGCACAGCAGAGACACAGCAGUAAACCUCUUGUCGUUUACAGGGUGAGGUAACCGAUGGGCCUCGCUCGCAAAAUGUCAGUGACACGGUCUACAGUUUGCUUGUGUGGAGAGAUGAGGUGCCUGCUUGAGGAAACAGACCCUCCUGCAGACUGAGGUUUGCUGUGUAAGCACAACCAAUCACUGGGAUUGAUAAACCUUGCUCUCCGGCCUUUAAAGAUCCAUGGUAAAUAAUAAAGGAAUGAAUUGUUGGUCACUCUGUCUGACAUUGAUUUCAUUGCGGAACACCUGCACAGUGAUGUAGCACCUAUCAGACCAGACCAGAUGAAACAAAAAUAAGUUACUCUGCCAGAAAGGCGUUAACAUGCUUUCUGUCUUUAUAUAAGCUGCAGCAAUUUAAUACCACGGUCUACACUGUGAACGUUUGCUGUAGAGUCUUCAUUAAAGACACUGCACCAGGUUUCAAACUGUUUUUAAAUGACAAAUUAUUUGGUGUGACAAGAAGCCCAGAAUCAAC
This is a messenger RNA of Myripristis murdjan (pinecone soldierfish), 4518 nucleotides long. It is a transcript of the gene smg8, whose product is annotated as SMG8 nonsense mediated mRNA decay factor. The coding region runs from base 73 to 2838 and encodes 921 amino acids. The transcript has 4 exons. Gene Ontology annotation, biological process: nuclear-transcribed mRNA catabolic process, nonsense-mediated decay. The record is from RefSeq and is a predicted model, not a curated record. NCBI's taxonomy places the organism in Eukaryota, Metazoa, Chordata, Actinopteri, Holocentriformes, Holocentridae.